CCCGGAAAAUCCACAAGCCCACCAGAAAUUGUUCAAAUCGCCAAACCCCGCGAAAAGUUAACGGCAGCUUUUGGGAGAUUUCCAAAGAUCCUCGACCAACCUCGACAGCACCGUUCACGAAUUCUUUCCUAGCAAUUGAAAAAUAUGGCUGACCGAGGCGGUGCCCGUGGCGGUGGAUUCGGAUCCCGAGGAGGCGAGCGAGGUGGUGAUCGUGGCCGAGGUGGUGAUCGCGGCCGUGGUCGUGGCCGUGGCCGUGGACGCCGCGGUGGUAAGCCCGAUGAGAAGGAGUGGCAGCCCGUCACCAAGCUGGGCCGUCUCGUCAAGGCCGGCAAGAUCAAGAGCAUGGAGGAGAUCUAUCUGCACUCGCUCCCCGUCAAGGAGUACCAGAUCGUCGACUUCUUCCUCCCCAAGCUCAAGGACGAGGUCAUGAAGAUCAAGCCCGUCCAAAAGCAGACCCGUGCCGGUCAGCGGACCCGUUUCAAGGCCAUUGUCAUCAUUGGCGAUUCUGAGGGUCACGUCGGUCUCGGUAUCAAGACGUCGAAGGAAGUCGCAACUGCCAUCCGUGCCGCGAUCAUCAUCGCCAAGCUCAGCGUCAUUCCCGUCCGUCGUGGAUACUGGGGUACCAACCUUGGUCUUCCUCACUCCCUGCCCGCCAAGGAGAGUGGAAAGUGUGGCUCCGUCACCGUCCGACUUAUCCCUGCCCCUCGCGGUACCGCCCUUGUCGCUUCGCCCGCUGUCAAGCGUUUCCUCCAGCUCGCCGGUAUUGAGGAUGCCUACACAUCCUCGUCCGGUUCGACCAAGACCCUCGAGAACACGCUCAAGGCCAGCUUCGCGGCCGUCUCCAACACAUACGGCUUCCUGACCCCCGAUCUGUGGAAGGAGACGAAGCUCAUCAGGAGCCCGCUGGAGGAGUUUGCCGACAGCCUUCGGGACGGCAAGCGGUACGCCAACUAAGCGUGGUUGGAGGGCAGAGAGAGAUUGCGUGACCAGCAAGAAUGGUUCGUUGGGGCGUCUGUGGAUCUGUUUAAUUGCAUGGGCUCCGGCAAUGGCAUAGAUUGAGGCUACUAAAACCACCAGAGUAUGGCCUGAAUCAAGAUGAAUCUUCAACAUGCUUUUUGCCAUUGACUUGUCUCUAUUGACUCUGUGUAACCCAAAUUCUUCCCUGAAGUCGAUGCUCUCGCUGGUGCAUUCUGGUCGACACCCUCACUCCUCUGGGCAUGACGGGCAAGUGUUGCAUGCCAAGGGAACCAUUAUUGCUCAUUUCACAUACCGACUUGCUAGCAAGAAAAGCAAAAAAUCCGCGGUAAAAACAUUUGAUGCGCUCUUGACUUGCCCUCAAUUUCCGGUGCCAAGUGCAAAGAGCCUGGGAACCCCCAGC
Molecule: messenger RNA, 1378 nt
Organism: Phialemonium atrogriseum
Lineage: Eukaryota; Fungi; Ascomycota; Sordariomycetes; Cephalothecales; Cephalothecaceae
Product: ribosomal protein S5
Exons: 3
Coding region: 145-954 (269 amino acids)
Biological process (GO): translation
Cellular component (GO): cytosolic small ribosomal subunit; ribosome
Molecular function (GO): RNA binding; structural constituent of ribosome
Source: RefSeq, a predicted model, not a curated record